Molecule: messenger RNA, 1212 nt
Organism: Papilio xuthus (Asian swallowtail)
Lineage: Eukaryota; Metazoa; Arthropoda; Insecta; Lepidoptera; Papilionidae
Gene: slv
Product: sugar transporter SWEET1
Exons: 5
Coding region: 140-805 (221 amino acids)
Biological process (GO): carbohydrate transport
Cellular component (GO): membrane
Molecular function (GO): sugar transmembrane transporter activity
Source: RefSeq, a predicted model, not a curated record
AUAGAGUGAGGAGGCAUGUCCAACAUGAAACGUCAUAUAAAAAAUUUCGUUCGAAGUUUAGCUAGCCUUGUGGAAAACAAUUUGUUUGGACUUGCUUUCGUUUUUAAGUUAAUUGGGUGAUAUUAUAAAUGAAAAUAUAAUGAAUUUAUUCGAGUUAAAGGAGCCAAUAGCGUAUUUAGCUAUUGUAACUACUAUUUUGCAAUUUUUAUCGGGCAUCUUAGUCUGCAAGCAGUAUGUCGUUAAUAGAACUACUGCUGAGGCCUCUUCGUUUCCUUUUAUUGCCGGCGUUUUAUCGUGUGGGGUGUGGUUUCUAUAUGGAUUGGCAAAACGCAACGAUAAAAUAGUUAUAGUUAACACAGUUGGUCUCAUGUUAAUGAUCUCAUACACAACUGUAUUUUAUAUAUAUACAUUUAAAAAAUCUGCUGUAUUGAGACAGUGUACUUGUAUCAUUAUUUUGUUCCUUAUUUUAUUAGGAUAUAUUUCUGUUGAAGAAGAUAACGAAAAUCUUGUUAUAAGACUUGGUACGCUUGCCAGUUCCUUUACUCUUAUAACAGUGGCUGCACCCAUGAGCAAACUGUGGUAUGUGAUCAGAGUAAAAAGUACAGAAUGUUUGCCAUUCCCUAUGAUACUGAUGUCCUUAUUUGUAUCAGCAUUUUGGUACCUUUAUGGUUAUAUAGACCAGGACCUAUUCAUAGCGGGCCCAAAUUUAAUUGGUAUGAUUCUAGCAUUGGCACAGCUAGCUCUGUUUGUAAUAUUUCCCAGCACAUCCCAUUCUUCUGUUCAAUAUAAAAGUAUUAUAGCUUAAAAUUUUUCAUAACACAUUAUUAACUAAAAUUAAGUGUGUCUACCAAAAAGACAACAGAAGUAAGGUAAGUGCACCUACAAGUCUUGGCAGCACAAAUUGUUUUUAUAAUCUACUUUUAUGCUCAUACUUAAUUUUACAAACCCUGAAAAGGAUUGAUCUGACCUGAUUUAAGCCUUAUAAAAUUAAGAUUAUAUGGGGACCUCAAGCUUGGUAAAAUUUACUUGAUACAAUAUCUAAAUAAAACCAGUAUUUAUUAGGUUGUGCUUCCCAUUAAAAUGUGUCUACCUCUUACAAACUUCAUGUUUUGCACUGCUGUUAGUGCUUGUCCACAUCUCCACGUCACGACGUCGUCAACGUAUAACAGUGCCGUAACGUGGCACGCUAAGUUGACGUGAGGUGCAAAUGUA